Messenger RNA from Labeo rohita (rohu), 3804 nucleotides. RefSeq names its product cyclin B3 (gene ccnb3). Lineage: Eukaryota; Metazoa; Chordata; Actinopteri; Cypriniformes; Cyprinidae. Gene Ontology annotation, molecular function: cyclin-dependent protein serine/threonine kinase regulator activity. Gene Ontology annotation, biological process: regulation of cyclin-dependent protein serine/threonine kinase activity; mitotic cell cycle phase transition. The record is from RefSeq and is a predicted model, not a curated record. Gene Ontology annotation, cellular component: nucleus; cyclin-dependent protein kinase holoenzyme complex; centrosome. The coding region runs from base 1982 to 3442 and encodes 486 amino acids. The transcript has 15 exons.
AUAAGAUUGUAUUAAUUUACUUAACAUUUCCUGGUCUAUAAAUCACACAUUUAAAAUUAGGUCAGUGUAGCCUAUACCCAUACCCAUACUCACACUCAAACUGUAUGUCACGUUUAUUGUUGUUGUUAUUGGUGUGUUUUUUUUUUUGACUCAUCAUCAACUCACCUCAAAGACUGUACAGGAAAUUACUAUAAUAACCAUUGUAACACUAUUUUUUAUCAUGACUGGCUUAACAGGAUUUUUCAAAAAUGCAUUAUGUAUUUUAAGUUAUUAUUAUUAAUAAUUAAUUAAUUAUUCAUGAAUUAGACCCCUGCUGCUUCAAAAAAAUCUUUAUUUUUUUUUUGUUGUUUUUUUAAUACUUGUUUGUCUUUUAAAUUCUUUUUAAAGUGUUAGUUCACCCAUUAAUUACUCAUUAAUUACUCACCCUCAUGUCGUUCCAAACAGGGUUGCCAGGUUUUCACAACAAAACCCGCCCAACUGCUACUCAAACUAGGCCAAAAGUAGCCCAAUCACAUUUUAAGGGGAUCCCCCGGAAAAAAAUGCAUUCCGGGGUGUAAAAUACACAUUUUUUGAUGGGGUUUCCAUGGUAAAAGUAGCAUUCCAGGGGCUAAAUAUUACAUUAUUGGGGUCACUUCAACCCCAAUACGCGGACAUAAAAAACAACCCACGGCAACAGUGUUAAAGUCGCCCAAGGUCCAGAAAGGUACCAAAGCGCAUACAUUGUUUACGUGCAGAUCAAAGCACAUGCAUGCACCGUGGUUGAUUAAAGUUAUUUUAUUUUCUUUUUUGCACACAAAAAGUAUUCUCAUAGCUUCAUGAAAUUACGGUUGAACCAGUGAAUGUCCCAUGGACUAUUUUGUUGAUGUUCUUGGUACUUUUCUGGACCUUGAACGUGGUAGUUGCGUUGCUGUCUGUGGAGGGUCAGAAAGCUCUCGGAUUUCAUAAAAAAUAUCUAAUUUGUGUUUCGAAGACGAAUGCAGGUCUUACAGGUUUGGAGCGACAUGAGGGUGAGUAUUUCAUUUUGGGUGAACUAGCCCUUUAAGUCCCCUUGGAAGUUUGGCGGGGCCCCCUGGUGGACCUGGCCCCGCUUCAAGUUUAAGAAGGUCUUGUCAGACCAGCUGAGAAGUGUCCAAAUCCCCCAUCUUAGACUGGUUUAAGAUGUUAUUGUGAAGCAGGGUAAGUAAAACCUUUAUAUUUACAUAGAACUUUUCAUUUUUAUUUGUAUAGUCCUUAAAAUGAAUGUUACACAUACCUGGGCUUAAAACAUGCAGAGGCAUGUAGGUUAUUAGAUGUAUUAACAAACCGAAUUGCUGGUGGGUGAUUUGUGUGACUCAGAAAGACAAGAUAACAAAGGCAGGGGAUCUGCUUUGAUAACCUUUACUUACUUCACAGAGCCUUAUUUGUGUAAAUGUGAAAUAUAUUAAGAAAAAGAAAAGAAAGAUGACCUAGAAUGAUCUGUGUACAUUUGACUAAAACAACUGAAGAUGAAAGACUUUGAGUAUGUCUAAUAAAUUACAUUUAUCACUUGCACUCUUCAGCCGUCUUGAACAUUCCAGUCGUCUUGAGAUAAACGUUCUAUGGCAAAACUGAAAGGAUACGAAACUUCACUUCUGUCAACACACUGUAAAUAUAUCUGCUGCCUUUCUGUCUGUUUUAGCCAUAAACAGCAGGAGAAGAGCAUCGUGUGUGAGCCGGAGCGUAUGUUUGUCUAUGCUAGUGUCUAGUGGAGAUGGAAGACAGAUGUCUGAUGUCAGAUGUUCGGUUGGUCGAGGACCGUGGUCAGCCGGAGAAACCGACCAGACGCACCUCAACUGCGGAUCAUUCCUGCUCUCUGCUAUGGAAGUGCAUUGAAAUGGGUGAGCAGAUAAUAGAAAGAAAGCAGCUCCAACCAGUUUGAAACGACAUGAGGAUUGGGCCUACAAAGAGCCCGAUGUAAAAACUCCAUCAACCUGAACACACAUCCCUAUUCUCCAGAGCAAGCAUGUUAAAUCGGGUGUUGCAUGGAUCAUUGACCACUAUCAGUUUAAACAGACAUUGUCAAUCAGGUGCUGCAGAUGCUCCAGGAGUGAAUCGGAGCUCUUAUAGUUCCCUCUGCUGGUCUCUUGCUGCACAUCACAGAAAUCUUCAAGAGAAGCCAUUAAAGCACCCACCGUCCAGCCAUUCAGACGGGCACUCCGAGAGAGUCUGCAAAGCUAUGGGAAGUAUAACAUUGAAGGAUCAGAAAAAAUACAAGAUGCCGUUUUCAAGAGGAAAGAAGCCUACCACCAGUAAAAUACCCAAGCUUCACCCCAAAGGACUGGAGAACCAGGAUGGGCUUCAGACCAAGCGCUCAUCAUCUUCUCCCCAAGGGGCCCCUAAGAAAAGAACUGCUUUUGUGGACAUUACCAAUGCACACAAGAUUGAGCUAAGCAACCCCAUCAAGAAGAAAGAUCCUGUCAAGAAGCUGCAGAAGAAGAUCUCAGUGCUUUCUAAGAAUGAAAUCAACUUAAAAUCUGUGGUCAAUUCAGAGGAAAAGUUAGAGGAGCUGAAGAAUGUGGAGUCAAAUAUUGAGAAACUGGAAGAACCUUCUUCCAAAGCUCCAAUUCCUCCACACCUACUGCCUCCAGAGAUCCCUCCAGAGUUUGACAUUGAUUCAGAGCACAUCAGCGACUGUACGCAUACAGUGGAGUACGCCAAAGAUAUUUUUGACUACCUCAAGAGCAGAGAGGAAAAGUUUGUCUUACAUGACUACAUGGAAGAUCAGCCAAGUCUGAACAGCAAUAUGAGAGCCAUUCUGGUGGACUGGCUGGUUGAAGUCCAGGAGAAUUUCGAGCUGAAUCAUGAGACUCUGUACCUGGCUGUGAAAAUGACAGAUCAUUAUCUGGCUGUGAGCCAGGCCAAACGGGAGUCUCUACAGCUCAUUGGUUCCACUGCCAUGCUCAUUGCUUCUAAAUUUGAGGAGCGGGCUCCACCUUGCGUGGAUGAUUUCCUUUAUAUUUGUGAUGAUGCCUACAAGCGUUCUCAGCUCAUCACCAUGGAAAUCAGCAUCCUGCAGGCGCUGAACUUUGACAUCAAUAUUCCUGUUCCAUACCGCUUCCUCCGUCGCUAUGCCAAGUGUGUGAAUGCAGGUAUGGAUACUCUGACUCUGGCGCGCUUUAUCUGUGAGCUGAGUUUGCUGGAGAUGGAGUUUGUGCCCGUGAGAGCGUCUUUACUCGCCUCUGCCUGUCUGCUCAUCGCUCUGGUUACUAAGGAUAUGGGAGGAUGGACACAGUGUUUGCAGUUCCACUCUGGAUACAGUGUGGAGGAUCUGGCACCUGUGGUCAGAAAACUUCACGAUAUGCUCAUCAGCCCGCCGGACAGUAAACUCGCCGUUGUUAGGAGCAAGUAUGCACACAAGGUUUUCUUUGAAGUCGCAUUGAUCCCCACAGUGAGUCUGGAAACGUUGGAGGGUUUUUUGAAAUGACCUGAAAAAUAUAUGUAAUACUUCGAACAUUGUAAAUAAUUAUAUUUAAUGUUAUAUUUUAAUUUUUUGAAAUAAAGUGUUUAUGUGUGUAAAUUUACAUGUAUAUGCAUGUUUUCCAUUGUAUGUUUGACUAUUCAGUUGUUUAUACAAACCAUGUUAUUCUUGAUCAGAACACAUGCCAGUGACCCUAUCAGUGUUUCAAAAACUGAUAAAGUACAAACAUAUGGUUCAAUAUAUUAGGUCAUUAGAUUUGUGGUGUUGUUAAAUGUUGGUACUAAAAAGGCAUUUUAAUGCUUAAUCUUGUACAUAUAUCUGAUUUUGUCUUUUUCGUACUGCUUUGUAUAAUUCGCCAAGUCUGUAUG